This is a messenger RNA of Tribolium castaneum (red flour beetle), 5048 nucleotides long. RefSeq lists its product as uncharacterized. The transcript has 4 exons. The record is from RefSeq and is a predicted model, not a curated record. Gene Ontology annotation, molecular function: nucleic acid binding. Lineage: Eukaryota; Metazoa; Arthropoda; Insecta; Coleoptera; Tenebrionidae. Bases 978 to 4157 code for a protein of 1059 amino acids.
UAUUCCAUAUUGGAAACACGUACAAGUUAUAAACAAUGUGUUGAAGGAUGUUGACAAAAUUUACGUAAAAGGAAAAGAAAAAGCCGAAUUUUUGAAAAAAUAUACACAUAAACAAGUUAUUGAAUUUCCACAACAACCAACAUUACACGCCGAUAAAGUUAAAUGCAUGUACCAUCUGAACGAUAACGCAUAUUGCAGUCUACAUAAUGUAUUUUUUUUAAAACAAACAUUUCGUUAAAAGUGUACAAAACAUUGUGUAAAUAAUCUCAACUCAUCAGUCUAUUAGUAAUCAUGGAUCAAGAGAGUUGGAUAACGUGUCGUAAUAAUCCAGGACAUCGCCUGAAAGUAAAACAUCUUCGACGACAUUUACGAAGAUGUCUUCCACAUCGUGAAUAUUCUUGGAGGAGUUUUGAUUGCGGAAAUGGGAAUUAUUUUGAUUCAACUUUAUCCCAUAAUACUAAUAAUGAUUAUCAACAAUCAUCGAGAAGCAAUUUUGAAAAUACAAACUCUUCAAAAAAUAUUUUUUGUAAUGAUAUGGAAUAUUAAUUGAAUUAAUUAAUUGUAGUAUUUAUAAAUAAAUGUUAUAGAUUUAUAAACAUUUGUAUUUUUUUCAUAAUAUUUACCACUCCCUUACACUUUCAAUAAUCCUUAUACACCACCCAAAAAAAUUCAUUUUAUUUAUAAAAAAAGAGUUGAUUAUUGCAGUGGAUAUGAGUGAUUUUUCUCAUUUUUUCAAUAAAUUAAACAGGUUAACGAUGUCCUUGAAACAGGCGGUUACACUCCAUCCUGUCUACAUAGGUCUUCUUUUUACAUUUUUUUGUGUCUAUAUGUUAACCUUGAUGGAAUACACCAAUGUAGUUGCAGUAAGUGCAUACAAAGAAGUUGACCUUGACGGGAGCUUUUAACAAUUUAUAAAUGUGCAGAGAGUGAAUGCAGAAAUUCAUUCUGUGUUGUACAGGUAGUCUGUGUACGAAAUAAUGUGUUCAAAUUAUUUUGCUAAUUUUAAACCGUGCACUCAUGGUGACGAGUGUUGUCAGUGUCCCGGUCCCUCAACUAGGACAACUAAAAUGCAUCACUGUGAAAACUGUAAUAAACAAUUUACAACCCGUCAAUCACGACUACGCCACGAAAAGCUCUAUUGUCAAGUGGUCAAAAAACAGGAAAAUGGAGGACCGGCCGCCAAAAAACAGAAAAUAUGUCAUUCAACUGCUAGCAACAAUUAUAUGUGCGUUACAUGUAAUCAAGAAAUUGCUCCAAAGCUUAUUACGGCCCAUGAGAGAAGUAGACAGCAUAGAAAUAAUUGUCAAAGUACUCCCUUGGAGGAUGGGGUGUUUGCACUCAGCAGUGCAUUUAAAUCACGCAUCGCUUCAUAUAGGAUUUGUGAUGAGGGCCAUUAUAUCGAUUUAAAUGAAUUUAUGGAUAAAAUUCACAAUAAAUUACUUAGACUUAUUGUUUCACAAAUUGAAAAAUUUAGUACAAUCAAAAUAAAUUUGGAAUUAUUUGGAUUGUAUACCAUUGAGUCAAAAAAUAUAUUUGAUGUAAAAUCUUUCAAUACUACUAACAGAAUUGUCACUUUAGGCACGAAUAUUAGGAAUAUGUUGCAUGACUUUCAAGAAGUUAUUAGUCAAAAAAUGAUGGAUUUUUUGGAACGAGAUUCAGGCUGGACACUUGUGAAAAUCUUACAUUUAGAAUUAAAUGUAAACUAUUACAAUCCAUUGAAAGCUUCAUCGUAUAUCCCACUACCGCCAAGCGUGAAAAUGAAGAGGGCAAUAGUUAAUGUUCAAAAUCAGGAUAUUCAUUGUUUUGGUUGGAGUGUCGUAGCAGCAGUGUGUCUACCUAUGGGACCAGAACAUUUACCCAGUUCAUAUCCACAUUGGUCGACACUUUUUAAUUUCCAAGGUAUUGAAUUUCCUGUAAAACUGGAUAGUAUUGCAAAAUUUGAAAGUCAAAAUAAUGUCUCUAUUAAUGUUUACGGACUUGAAUUACUUUAUGUAAACAAUAAGGUAAAAUUUGAAAUUGUGGGACCAUUAUAUUUUACAAACUUUAAGAAACCGGUACACAUAAAUUUAUUAUUGUUGAGUGAUAACGAUGGUAAUCAACAUUACUGUACAAUAACUAAUUUGCCACGUUUAGUAUCUUCCCAACUCUCAAAACAUCAUCAUUCAAAAUUUUUCUGUGAUGGAUGUCUACAAUAUUUCACAACCCAAGCUUUAUUAGAUAGACAUUCUUCGACUGAUUGUGGAAAACUUUAUGCUAGAAUCCCAAAUAAUGAAUUAAUAACAAAUAGAUUUGGUUAUAAUGUUCCCGCUAAUGUAUUAGAAUUUCAAAAUUAUCAUCAUAAAAUGACUAUCCCAUUUAUUGUUUAUGCUGAUUUCGAAUGUUUAUUGAAACCUAUGAGUACAGUUGCACCAAAUCCAAAUCAAUCAUUUUCGAUAAAAACUUUUCUCCAUCAACCAUAUUCAUGUGCAUAUUACAUUAAAUGUUCAUAUAACGAUCAAUUAUCUAAAUUCCAAAGUUUUCGAGGACAGUCAUCUGUGGUUGACUUUAUUACAGCAUUAGAAAUAGAUUUGAUAGAGAUUUAUAAAAAGUAUUUAAGUAUUGUACAACCAAUGCUUCCAUUAACUAUUCAAGAAGAGUUUGAUUAUCUUACAGCAACGGAAUGUCAUAUUUGUCAAAAACCUUUUCAACAGAAUGAUAUUAAAGUAAAAGAUCACUGUCAUUUAACGGGUCGUUAUAGGUCCGCUGCGCACAGUAAUUGUAACUUGAAUUUUCAAAUUCCAAAUUUUAUUCCGAUAGUAUUUCAUAAUUUAACAAAUUAUGAUAGUCACUUAUUCAUUAAAGAGUUGGCCCUUGAAGAAAGUGAAAUUAAUAUUCUUGGUAAAACUAAAGAGAAAUAUAUUACAUUUUCGAAAAAAAUUUGUGUAGGCGAAUAUCUAAAUUCAAACAAUCGAAUAGUCAAGGAGCACUUACACUUGCGUUUUAUAGAUAGUUUUCAGUUUUUGACAUGUUCAUUAGAAAAACUGGCAGCAGCCUUGGAUGAUGCUCAAUGUAUGGAAGUAAAACGAUACUUUCCCGUUGACAGAGAAUUUCAGUUAAUUAGACAGAAAGGGGUUUUUCCAUAUUCAUUUAUCGAUGAUUUUUCUAAAUUAGAUCUCACGGAAUUACCACAAAAAAUUGAUUUUUACGAUAAACUUCGCGAUGAGCAUAUUUCUGAAGAUGAUUAUCAACGAGCUAAUACCGUAUGGAAUACAUUCCAUUGUCAGACUCUAGGCGAAUAUUCUGAUCUCUAUUUAAAAAGUGAUAUUUUGCUAUUAGCUGAUGUCUUUGAGAAUUUUCGAAACAUGUGCCUUAAGCAUUAUGAACUUGAUCCAGCACAUUACGUGACUGCACCAUCUCUUAGUUGGAAUGCUAUGCUUAAAUUUACCCAUGUAAAAUUAGAAUUAUUGACUGAUAUAGAUAUGUUGCAUUUUUUCAAAAAAGGGAUUCGUGGGGGAGUUAGUACAUGUGUUAAACGAGCGGCUCAAGCAAAUAAUAAAUUUCUUCCAAAUUAUGACCCUUCGAAACCGACAUCAUACAUUUUAUACCUCGAUGCAACAAAUCUCUAUGGUUGGGCUAUGAGUGAAGUACUCCCUUUAGGUGGAUUUACUUGGCUAACGCAAGACGAAAUUAAUUCACUUAGUAUUAUGGAUUUGACUGAUACCACACCUGAAGGUUAUGUCCUUGAAGUAGAUAUCUCUUAUCCUCAUCAUUUACACAACUCUCAUAAUGAUAUGCCAUUUCUACCUGAAAAUUUAAUUCCACCAAACGGAAAAUGUGCUAAACUCAUUCCAAAUCUAUGUGCUAAAACAAACUACAUAAUACACUAUCGAAAUUUAAAACAAGCUCUACAAAAUGGACUAGAAUUGACAAAAAUUCAUAGAGUACUAAAAUUCAAUCAAUCGUCAUGGCUCAAACCAUAUAUUGAUUUAAAUACGAAAUUACGAAAUCAGACUAAAAAUAAGUUUGAAAAAGAUUUAUUUAAACUCAUGAAUAAUAGUGUGUAUGGAAAAACCAUGGAAAAUGUCGAUAAUCGGGUAGAUAUUAAACUGGCUACACAUUGGAAAAAAAAACGGUCACAAGUAUGGAGCAGAGACAUGGAUAGCCAAACCACAAUUUAAAAAUUGUUCUAUUUUUACUGAAAAUUUAGUUGCAAUAGAAAUGAAUAAAGUUCAAGUAACGUAUGAUAAACCUAUUUAUGUAGGAUUCAGUAUAUUGGAAAUUUCAAAAACUUUAAUGUAUGACUUUUUUUAUAAUUUCCUUAAAGUUAAGUAUGGAAAUAAUGUACAGCUUUUGUAUACGGAUACGGAUUCAUUAAUUUUAGAAAUUUAUACGGAAAACGUAUAUAAUGAUAUUAAACAGAAUAUCGAUCGGUUUGAUACUUCAAAUUAUCCCGAGAAUAAUAUUCAUGAUAUUCCUAAAACUGUGUCUGUUAUCGGUAAAAUGAAAGAUGAGUAUGCUGGUGUACCAAUUGUACUACUUUAUGGCACCGGUGCCAAAGCAUAUUGUGUGCAAACAGUGAAUGAUUUAAUUAAAAAGGCUAAAGGUGUAAGUAAACAUGUAAUUGAUAAAUCUCUAACACUGUUACAAUAUCGGGCAAUUGCAACAAAUCCUUCAUCUUCAUCAGUUUUCUGUGUUAUGAACGUUUUCAAAUCUUAUUUACAUAAUAUGUAUACCGAAUUAAGGAAUAAAAUAGCACUGUCUAAUUUCGAUGAUAAACGAUACAUUUUAGGUAAUUCAAUUGAUACAUUAGCCUGGGGACAUUACGAUAUUGAUAGAGAUCGAAAUUUAGAUUCUCUAAUUAGAGAAUUGCAAAAAUAUGUGGAACCCACUGAUUGAAUUUUACCUUAUUGUAGAUAUGUAACGAUAUGUAACCAUUUAUUUAUACUACAUAGUUAUUAUUAUUAUGUAUUUAUAAUUGAUGUAAUGUGUAAAGUAUUUUUAUUUGUAUUUUGUAAGUCAACAAUGAAACUUGUGCAACAAAAAGAUUUAUUAAAAAUUUCUAAUCACGA